CCUGGGGGCCGUGCUCCUGCUGUGGGAAGCGCGCCUGUGGUGCGAGGGUCCUGCUGCUCGCCGGCUGCGGCUGUGCCUCCGAACCCCACUGUGCCCGCGGUCUCAGGCCGCGCCAGCCCAGGGUUCCAGAAGGUUCGAGUUCCUGCGAGAAAUGAUGCUUCUCUGUGCCUUGCUCCUAGCCGUUGGCUGGCCAUUGGUCAGCAAUCAAAAUAUAUCAACUUGGACCUACAAUUUGAAAUGCCAUGAUUGUUCGGUCAUCAACACCUUCAGCUGUUCAACUGUACGGGUAUGUGACUAUGAAGUCAGGCGCUGUCUGAUAGUCUCUAUUCGUUUGAAUGUUCGGGAACUAUACGUUUACAAGAACUGUACAUCCGGCUGCACUUUUUUAUAUCCAUCCCAAAUACCUCCUGAAGCCCCGAGAGUCCUUAAAACUAAUAGUUUUUAUUUUGUUCAUUGUUGUCAUAGUAUGACUUGCAAUGAGGGAGGACCUACUAAUUUCGAGAGGGAUAUCCUACCCGAUUAUACAAUUGAGGAGGAGUUAGAAGGAACUGUGCGCCUGGGGGAGUCAACAUUUUUCCUGAGUGUUGCCUCCAUCCUAGUCAGCAAUAUACUGACAUGAGAAGCCCUCUUGGAGGGCCUGAUCUCUCCCCCCAUUCCUCAGAGCAAGUUCACUCUCCUUUCCUCCCUUGUGAGCCAGGGACCCUGACCCACAGGCCUCCCAGUUGGCCGGUUACCCCUUUCCAGCUUAUUUCAAGAGAGAAAUAAAGAACAUCAUUGUUUGGGU
This is a messenger RNA of Mirounga angustirostris (Northern elephant seal), 784 nucleotides long. RefSeq names its product glycosylphosphatidylinositol anchored molecule like (gene GML). Lineage: Eukaryota; Metazoa; Chordata; Mammalia; Carnivora; Phocidae. The record is from RefSeq and is a predicted model, not a curated record. The transcript is spliced from 4 exons. Bases 152 to 619 code for a protein of 155 amino acids.